Messenger RNA from Eublepharis macularius, 2484 nucleotides. It is a transcript of the gene STX4, whose product is annotated as syntaxin 4. Lineage: Eukaryota; Metazoa; Chordata; Lepidosauria; Squamata; Eublepharidae. Gene Ontology annotation, molecular function: SNARE binding; SNAP receptor activity. The record is from RefSeq and is a predicted model, not a curated record. The transcript is spliced from 11 exons. Gene Ontology annotation, biological process: intracellular protein transport; vesicle fusion; exocytosis. Bases 101 to 1006 code for a protein of 301 amino acids. Gene Ontology annotation, cellular component: plasma membrane; endomembrane system; SNARE complex.
GGCUGCGCCUGCGCAGUUGAUCCUUUCCCUUCAUUCUAUUCCCCCCUCCCCUCUGUGUCGCUUCGUCCCCGGGGUGUGAAGGGAAAAAAAAGGAGACGCUAUGAGGGAUCGAACGCUCGAGCUGCGAGAGAAUUAUGACAACUCUGACAGUGAAGGAGAUGAACAUGUGGCGCUGGUUGUGCGGCCAGGAUCGGCAAAAUUCAAGGACUCCCCAGAUCCUACUGAUGAAUUCUUCCAAAUGACACGUGGUAUCCGUGAGGCAUUGAAGACUCUGGAAAGCAAAGUGAUAGAUCUGGAGAAACACCAGAUCACAAUUCUGGCCACACCACUUCCUGAAGAAAGCAUGAAACAAGACUUACAGAAAUUACGUGAGGAGAUCAAGGACUUGGCAAAGGACAUUCGGGGUCGCCUGAAGAAGAUUGAGCCCAAGAAAGGUGAAGAAGAUGAGAAUCAGAACACUGUCCAGGCCCGCAUGAAAAAGACACAGCAUGGGAUCCUGUCUCAACAGUUCUUGGAUCUUAUCAAUAAGUGCAACUCGACACAAUCAGAGUACCGAGACCGGAACCUUGAACGGAUCAAGCGACAACUGCAAAUCACUGGCAGUGGGGGGGUGACAGAUGAAGAGCUGGACCAGAUGCUAGAGAGUGGGCAGACAGAGGUGUUUGUCUCUAACAUCAUGAAGGACACCCAAGUGACAAAGCAAGCACUGAAUGAAAUUGAGACACGGCACAGUGAAAUACUGAAGCUGGAGCGCAGCAUCCAAGAGCUGCACGAAAUGUUCAUGUACCUGGCCACGGAAGUAGAGCUGCAGGGAGAGAUGAUUAACAGGAUAGAGAAGGCCAUUCUGGACUCGGAGGACUAUGUCAAGAAAGGGCAGCUCCACCUCCAUACAGCUCAGGAGAACCAGAAGAAAGCCCGCAAGAAGAAGGUCAUGAUCUUCAUCUGCUUGAGUAUCACGGCGGUCGUCAUCAUUGGCAUCAUCUGCAUAGCAGUUUUGGUUGGCUAGAAGGGUUCCCAGCUCCGUCUCUCCCUCUGCUGCAUUGUCGGAGCCUGCUGGGUUUCAGUCUUUGGCUUCAUUCUCGAUUCUGGAACUGUUGCCCCCCUGCUAGGGAGGCCUUUGCACUGAAAAAUGGCUGGUGGAGACUCUUCACGCCUUCAUCCAGUUGUGAAAGCACAAGCUGCCUGUUACCCCAGAAUCUAGGAUCCCCUUCUUAUCUCGCACUACAAAUUUCUGGAUGAUGUAGAGCAAAGCCUACGUUGUAUUGAUUUUUGCCUUCCUUGUUUUUCAUGCAAUUUAUUCCUUCUUUUGUUUGUAACCUUUUGGUCCUGUGUUUGUUUGUAUGUUUCACCCCCAGUGCAGUUCUUUGUCCCUGAUCUAUCCACUCACAAAUUGGCACUUCCUUGGUCAGCUGUUUUCUUUACUGAUUCCCCAUGAGCAUUUUUUCUCUGAGUUCAGACAGCAUCUUCUUGAGCUGACCCAAAUCUCUCUGAUCUUCUCAUCUUAAUCAUGGCCGCUGUUGCCUUUCUUACGUCCCCUUUCCAAUCGCUGCCUUGGAGGAACUGGCCAGUCUGCCAUAUUGUCUUUCGCCUUUCCUCCUUCAUGCCAUGCCACUUUAAAGCUGUCCUCUCCCCGCACGGGAUGUUACUUGUGUCUUAAUAGGGAGCAGGGGGGCUGGGGAUGUUCUACAAAUUGGGGGGACUGGAUGUUCCCUCGCACUCAUGGGCCAAUCCUGCUCAAUGUGCCUAUGAGAGAAGACGCAGGGGCCUGAAUCUGCAACAUCUUGCAUUCUACUGCCUUCAUUUGGAGCACCUUUUGUGGGUUUUAUUCUCUUUGAAGGAAGCCUUGUGACUCUAAAUAGGGAUAUACUGACUGUUUGCCUGAAGCAGAGUGCCAUGAACCAGGACUUAGUCUGCUGUCUUUUGCCGAGCUCUCUUGCUACUGCCUUCAGUUUUAAAGUCAGGCCAUCCUCAGUGCCUCCUGUUAUCCGUCCACAUCCACCUCCUCCCAUCGGGCACCUGUGUCUGUACACCUCCGUGUUUUGGACCUGCUUAUUCCCUAUGUGGAGUGUCUUGAAAGCAGUCACAGUGUAAUUUGGAGAUGGAUUAAAACAUGCCCGUGGGCUUUGUGUUGGCUCCCUCAGUAAACCAGAAUCCAGACCAACUAGCUGGCUCAAAAGCAUGUCCAGGAACACAGGGGCGUGCUCAAGGUUGGGGCUAGGGGCUGAUGGAUUAUAGCAAAGGAACAACAGGGCACCUGGGGGUUUGUCCUUUAAUUGCAGGUUGGACGAAUGAGGGAAUGGAGGCAGGGGCUGCUUAUCCUUGUUCCUGAACAUUAGAUAUUUUGCUAAUUUGGAAGGGAAGGAGAAACCCCCAGUCUAAUUUCAAGUAUUGAGCAAACUGUUCCAGUUGCCUUGGAGAUUGUGUAAAAAAAAAGAAAAGCAGUCUGACUCAGAUUAUUUUGUAAUAUAAAAAUAAAAGUACUUU